UGGUUGGGCUCACCGCAUUGAACCGCCGUGUCACGCAUCUCCGGGCCCACGCUUUGGCAGGACUCGCUGAUCGACGAGCUUUGACCAUUUUCUUUUUCUCUGCGUGUCGUUUUGAGGACCUCGUUCUCCAUCUUGACCUUGGAUAAUUCCGCCUUUAAUUCGUCGACCAUGGUUUCAAAAAGUUUAGUAGUUUCCGCGACCGUACCCUUCACUAUGCCCUCCAUAAAGGAGGCGUACUUGGUCUGGAAGUCGUCCGCUGACAUCGUAGGGUGCUCGUCUUUCACGCUUGGCGACGAGGAGCCCGCGUUGGAGCAGAAUUUACAGCUUAGUCCAAAUGCGGCGUCAACAUGGCUUCCUCAAAACGUCCCCGCUUUGUGAUCGCGAUGCGCGACUACUGAAAGAGCCGUUCGAUACGCGCAAAUGUUCACUGGAUCGGGACUCACGGGUAUUGAUCUCUGUCAACCCGUCCGCUCACUCCGGCUCGUUUUAAAAAGGAAAUCCAGCAACACGGCGGGAACUUUACGCGCAUGCGCUCCGCGAUGGGUGGUCGCAGCGAGUACCGGACCGACGCGGGUUGUUGUACAUGCGCUCCGUGACGAGUGAUUCGAGGGAAUUGAGCACCCGACUCACAAGUGCCAGUGACCCAUAAGAAUUCGAUUCGGUAAAAUGAAUCGAGUUUCCCAUCACCACUUUGAAUGUUCCAAGAGCCGUGGCGUUCGCCUGCGAGUCGAGUGACUCAUUCAAGUGACGGAUGAUCGGAUGCUACCAUGUCGAACAAUGUCAAUCAUCAACACCCGUUUUCUUGUAGUUUUGUCCCGAGUGUCCGCUUAUUUGCUCAAGACCAGGUCAUCGUUUCAUAAAACCCUUUUUUGAUUCACGAUUGACCCGUUAGUAUUCAUACACGUGUUUGUUUCUGUAUGACUCAUGAAAGUGAAGCGCCCACCACUUCAGUGCCGACAUGUGACGUCACGGCAGGCUAACCGAACUUUAGCGUCCGUCGAAGAAGACAAUGGGCGAAAGUUAGCAAGACGACAUAUCGACAAAGCGCCUGCUUGACGGUUUUAACGGGAAUGCUCAAAGGAAUGCUCAAAGGGUUGGCGAAGGAGCGACGAUGGCGGUGGCUGAAAGAAAGAUGGCGUCGUAGGAGGAGGAACGUUCUCCAAGAGCACGCUUGUGACACGUUGACUGACCAACGCGACCGCUUCCAAGACUUUACAUGGCGAGUUGGCUCUUAGUUUUACGUUAUACAUCGUAGGAACGUAAAUAUACAAUCCAAGAUGGCGGCCAGUGUGUAUCAGAUUGACUGUCCCCUGGGGGAACACGACGUUGAAAGUUCCAAUUAAGAGCAGACGUGUUGACUUGUUGGACAAGCCGUUCCCAAAAGCGGAAGGAGCCCACGUAUGCUAAACGAUGUACUUCCUUCCCGGAUGUUAUUUUAUUGCAACCAUCAUGCUGCAGAUGGAAAUGAAAUGAUGCUGCUACCAGAUGAUGUUUGCUACUGGAGGCAAGCUAUGACCGGAAGUCUUUUUUAACCCAUCAAAUUUUCCCUCCAUGUCCCCUCGGGACCCCCGUAAGUGUUGAUCAUGAAGUGCUUGUCAGGAGUUCAGUAUAUAAUCAAUAAUAAUAUAAUUGUAUUCAAAAAUAUCGUAUGUAUCUUACAAAUAUAUCAAAGUAUCAUUCAACAGCGUGAUUGGUUGAGGACACCAUGGAUUAUAAUCUGUAUACCAUGGAUGAUAAUCUGUUAUAGAUGAUAAUCUGCACGUCACAAAUGGACGCUUUCUUCCUCCCCUCUCGUCUGGAGUCAUUUUCAAUCUCGCCGCAAGAUGGCAGCAGCGUAAAUCACGGAUGCUUUCUCGGUCGUAGAACCACAGAAGAAGAAAAAAGCGGAAACAGCAACGUUUCAGGAAUCGGGACAAAGAGCGAAGGCGACGACGACGAAGACGGCUAAUCGAGUUUUUUUUAAUGUUGAAAAAUCUGAUAAGGGAGAGACUAAUGGCGACAGCCGAUGAAAUAUUCGGCAUGUUUGAAAGAACGAUCGCGGCGUACGAGGAGGAACUUUGUCGGACAAGAGAGGAGAACGAGCGACAACGACAACAACUGGACUCGGUGAGCGAGACCGGAAGUGUCCAAGCAGUUCAAGACGCCCAGCAGCUGCAGGGGGUGGGGUCAGCUUUGAAGCGGGAAGACCCCCGGCCCCUCCCUGUGAAGGAGGAGGAGGCGGAUUGGACCGUCUUCUCGGUGAAGAUCGAAGACGACGAAGAGGAGGAAGCAGCCGAGCUCUUGGCUCCGUUGUCGGACGGCGAGGCUGAGGGCGGGGUCCAACGAGCUUUGAGUGGCGACGCAGCCGGCGAAGGCGCUGACGACAGACAGCCCGAGCGCUGCGACGAGGACGCCGGUCAAGAAGGUCUGACAGAAGGUCCGACCUGCUCCGUUUGCAGGAAAAGCUCUGCCAAAAGGAGCCAUUUGAAGGAGCAUGAUGUGCAGACGCACACCGGAGAAAAACCAUUUAGCUGCGCAGUUUGUGGCGACAGGUUUGCUCAGAGGUCGACACACAGCACGCACACUGGAGAGAAACCCUUUACAUGCUCAGUCUGUGACAAAAGAUUCUCUUACCACUCCACUAUGGCGUCGCACAUGAUAACGCACACGGGAGAGAAACCCUUUCCAUGUUUACUCUGCGCCAAGAGCUUUUCAUACAAGGGCAAUUUGAGUGCACACAUGCAGACACACAAACCAGAGAAACCCUUUAGGUGCUCGGUUUGUGAGAAGAGGUUCUCUUAUAAAAGUAAUUUGAAUGCCCACAUGCAGACCCACAAAACGGAAAAAGCCUUUAGGUGCCCUGUUUGCGGGAAAGGAUUCUCUCAGAAUGCCACGCUGGUGUCGCACGUGAGAACACACGGGUGAAAAACCCUUCGGUUGCUCAGUGUGCGAUAAAAGAUUCUCUCAGAAUGCAACUCUGGUGUCGCACAUGAGGACGCACACUGGGGAAAAACCCUUUAGUUGCUCAACUUGCAGCGAGAGCUUUUCUAACAGAUCCAACUUGACGCAACACAUGCAGACACACAAAGCCGAAAAAACCUUCAGCUGCUCCGUCUGUGAUAAGAGUUUUUCUUACAACAGCACUUUGUACGCACACAUGCAGACGCACAACACAGAAAAAGCCUUCAGGUGUUCCUUUUGUGGCAAAAGAUUCACUCAGAAGGUUCACAUGGAGUCCCACAUGAGAACGCAUACGGGAGAAAGACCGUUUAGAUGCUCAGUUUGCUCAAAAAGAUUCUCUCACAACACCACCCUCGUGUCCCACAUGAGAAUGCACACGGGAGAAAAACCUUUUAGUUGCUCAGUAUGCGGUGAUACAUUUUCUCACAGGUACAGCGUGACUCAGCACAUGCGGACGCACGAAAGCGAAAAACCCUUUGGCUGCUCGGCCUGUGGCAAAAGAUUCACUCAGAAGGCGCACAUGGAGUCCCACGCGAGGACGCACACAGGCGAAAAACCCUUUAGUUGCUCCGUUUGUGGGAAAAACUAUUCUUAUAAGAAAACCUUUGCAGCGCACAUGCUGACGCACGGCGGAGAAUAGAAGCCCCCCCCCCAUCCGGUUUGGUCUGGAAAGGGACGAUACCAAGUUAGCAUGCUAUUCUUUCCAACGUCAGAAGACACUUCUUCGAUCGUUGCCAUCACGCGCUCUUUCAAAUAAAAAGCGUUUGGAUGGUGA
Doryrhamphus excisus (bluestripe pipefish) is the source of this 3715-nucleotide messenger RNA. NCBI's taxonomy places the organism in Eukaryota, Metazoa, Chordata, Actinopteri, Syngnathiformes, Syngnathidae. The record is from RefSeq and is a predicted model, not a curated record.